AUGGCAGAGGGCGUCAGGGUGGGCUUCAACUAUGCCAAGCCCAGCUGGGCCGGCAAGCCCUGCUUUGACACGCUGUCACUGGACCUCAUCGUAGCCGGUGAGGUGAAGCGUCGUGUGGAUCUCGAUGUCCGCGAGCACGACGCCUUUCUUAUCGGCCGCGAGAAGAACUGCGAUGUGGUUUUGGAGGGCCUCGAGAAGAUGGCCUCAAGGUACCACUGCGUGCUGCAGUGCAAGGAGGGAUCUCCAGAUGUCUAUGUUUACGACCUGAAGAGUUCCCAUGGAACGGUCCUGAACGGCAAGCAGCUCGACCCCCACAAGUUUGAGCCCAUGCGCAUCGGCGGCCAGUUGAAGUUCAACGCGAUCAGGCCUUCGGUGCGGGACGUUCUCGCUGUGCUCUGUGGUCCAGAAGAGGCGAUGGAGGAGGAGGGCGACAUCGACUUGAGCGCCUUCCGGGAAGAGGCCGCGAAGGAGCGCGCCGCGCGUGAGCAGGCGAUGCUGAAGGACUUGGAGAGGCGAAAAGCGGCAAAGAAGAAGCGCAUGCAGCUCGAGGCGCAGCGCGAAGCCGUGGCGAAAGCCUAUGCAUCCAAGGCUGAGGACAGGAUGAAAAAGCAGAAGGAGUUGGAGGCAGCUGACAAAGAGCGCAUCCAUCAGGUGACCUGGGGAAUGGGCGAAGAUGCGGUGGAAACCAACACGGAGGAGCUGCACGACGAUGCGAAGAAGCUGCUGGAUGCCAACGGGAAGCUCGACCUGGAGAAGGUGAGAGAGCUGCAGCUGACCCAAAAGCAGGAUGCCAUGGUGCAGAAGCUUGAGCAAAAGCAGCGGAAGAUCGCGAAUUUGUUCAAGGAGAAGCAGCGACAAGAGGACCAAGCUUCUUAUCGGGCACAGAGGAAGGCCCAGGCAAACCUGGACAUCGAUGAGCUGCCGGAUAGUGGCAUGGGCUCGCAGAACAUGGAGCGCCUCGCAAAGCUCGAGGAGAAGAUCCAGAAGAGCGAGGAAGACUUUGCAGCGCAGGCCGACACGCUCUUCGUCUCCUUGGGGAUGAAGCGUGCGGGCUUCAGCGAACGGGUGAGCAAGCGAACGGCGGCCCUCUACGACACUCGGGACGAUCAGAGCGACGACGAGUUUUUCGACCGGACAGCUGUGCAGAAGGCUUCGACACCGAAGGUGGAGGAGUCUGCCGAUAUUCCAUCGGAGCUGAUGGGCCUUCCCACGCUGGAUGAUGUCGAGAAUCAGAAGUCCUUGGAGGUCAAGGUGAGCCAGCUCAAGACGGAGCAGGCAAGGGUCUCUGCACAGCUGGCAGCCGAGAAGGUGAAGGCCAAAAAGCAGGCUGACCAGCAGGAGCCCGAGGACUCCCUGGACGCUUUCAUGAAUGCCACGGUGGCGGAGCUCCGACAGGACCGAGGAGACAAGCUCCAAAGGCGCGCUGAGGUGAUCAGCGAGCGACUGGUGAAGUUCGAGGCAAUGCUCCGGGAAGCCAAGAAGAACACCGAGGAGGUCCUCUCGGUGCCGGUCAAGCGGCAGAAGACCGAGGUGUCAGCUGCUCCCACUGCGCCUGCGUCCAAAUCAAAGAACGCGCCAGCCUCCACAGCAGAAGUGUUGGCCCGACUCACUGAGAAGGAAGCGAAGGCUGCAGCCAAGGCUGAAAAAGCAGAGCAGAAAGCCGAGGAAGAAGCGGCUUCCGCUGUGCCUCGGGCGCCGGCUCGUGCCGGGCCAGCGGAGCCGAAGGCUAGCGAAGUGAAAGUCGAAGCUCCGGGCCAGUCGGCACCGCCUGCGACGCCCGAGCCAGCUCCGAAGGCUGCGAUGGCCCCCCCCGCGCGAGCGCCUUCCAAGAGGGUGCACAUCGACCCGGAGCGGGCCGGCCUGCAGUGCAUGGCGGCCGAGCCUGCCGCAAAGAAGAAGAAGGUUUACGGCGUUGCCAUGCCGCCCUCUCGUGACUUGGAUCAGGCCGCUUCCGGAGAAUAG
Molecule: messenger RNA, 1962 nt
Organism: Symbiodinium sp. CCMP2456
Lineage: Eukaryota; Dinophyceae; Suessiales; Symbiodiniaceae
Source: the annotation of a GenBank genome assembly